Drosophila innubila is the source of this 1412-nucleotide messenger RNA. Its product is annotated as carboxypeptidase B. The transcript is spliced from 3 exons. The coding region runs from base 87 to 1343 and encodes 418 amino acids. NCBI's taxonomy places the organism in Eukaryota, Metazoa, Arthropoda, Insecta, Diptera, Drosophilidae. Gene Ontology annotation, molecular function: metallocarboxypeptidase activity; zinc ion binding. The record is from RefSeq and is a predicted model, not a curated record. Gene Ontology annotation, biological process: proteolysis.
GCUAUAUAAAGAAGGCGCUUGUGAUACUACGAUUUAAUAGACGCUUUGAGCCAGAACCCAACGGAACAAAGCGGAGUCGCCACAAAAUGUUGCUAAAAUCGUGCUUGCUGUUGAUACUGUGCAGUGUUGUUGCGCUGUCUGCCAACAGCUAUGACGGCUACAAGAUCUAUGACAUCAAUGCACAGAACAAUUUCGAGAAGCAGCUGAUGUUGCGUCUGUCCCAGAAUGCCGACUUUGAUUUCUUCGAUCUGCCACGUGCUGCAGAUGCUGCCACACGUGUCAUGGUGCAGCCCAAGGAUCAGCCCAGCUUCGAGGAGCUGCUGCGCAGAUUUGGCGUUGAUUAUGUCGUUGUCGAUGAGAAUCUGGGCGCCACGUUGGAGAAGGAGCAGCUGGAGAAUCAGAGCCAACGCCUGAUGGCUCAACGUGGCACCUCACGCAGCAUUAGCUUCACCGCCUUCCAUCGUCAUGCCGAGAUCAAUGCCUAUCUGGAUGAGCUGGCCAAGGCUUAUCCCAGCCGCGUGACUGUGCAGACUGCUGGCAAAUCCUAUGAGAAUCGCGAUCUAAAGACAAUUACCAUCACCAAUGGCGAUGGCAGGAAGGGCAAGAAUGUCAUCUUCUUGGAUGCGGGUAUUCAUGCUCGUGAAUGGAUUGCUCAUGCUGGUGCUUUGUAUGUGAUCUACCAGCUGGCUGAGAAUUUCAUGGUCAAUGCUGCCCUGUUGAAGGAUUACGAUUGGGUUAUUCUGCCAGUGGUCAAUCCCGAUGGCUAUGAAUAUACUUUCUCCAACUCUCGCAUGUGGCGUAAGACCCGCAAGCCAGCUGGAUCCUGCACCGGCACCGAUGGCAAUCGCAACUUUGACUUCCACUGGGGUGAGGUGGGUGCCUCCAGCUUAUCCUGUGUGGACACCUACAUGGGUCCAACUCCCUUCUCCGAGCCCGAGACGCAAGUGGUGCGUGAUUUGUUGCUCGGCUUGACGGGACGUGGCAAAUUCUACCUGACGCUGCAUUCAUAUGGCAAUUACCUGCUCUAUCCAUGGGGCUGGACCUCCGGUUUGCCCCAAGAAUGGCGUUCUAUCGAUGAGGUGGCCCAAGCAGGUGCUGCUGCCAUCAAGAAAUCCACCGGCACCAAAUACACCGUUGGUAGCUCCACAAAUGUGUUGUAUGCCGCAGCUGGCGGCAGUGAUGAUUAUGCCUUUGGUGUUGCCAAAUUCCCCAUCUCCAUCACCAUGGAACUGCCCGCUGGCGGCUCUGGCUUCAAUCCCACUACUGAACAGAUUCUGCCAUUCGUCAGUGAGACCUGGACUGGCAUUCGUGCCAUGGCCGAAAAGGUCAUUGAAAAGUACUAAAGAAAAGCGUCAAAAUAUUUGCAAUAAAACACACAUAUGUUAUAUCGAAAUACAAAUUGUCUAGUAUUC